Messenger RNA from Frankliniella occidentalis (western flower thrips), 1259 nucleotides. Its product is annotated as esterase SG1-like. The transcript is spliced from 2 exons. The record is from RefSeq and is a predicted model, not a curated record. The coding region runs from base 198 to 599 and encodes 133 amino acids. Lineage: Eukaryota; Metazoa; Arthropoda; Insecta; Thysanoptera; Thripidae.
CUCAGUUGCGUUGAGGAUAGUUCUAAAGAAGAAGUGAACGCGUGAACGAGUCCGUCUUGGAAGCACAUUUUGUCCGUAGCACGAAUUCUAGCCCCAUCCCCCUUUCUACCUACACUAUAUACCACAUCUCUGACCACUGGAUGUAGUCACCGCAUGGGACCGACUUCUCGUCGCUACGAUCUCGCUCACGGCUCACCAUGCCGUCCCCGGCCACCCGUGACCUACCCUUGGCCCUGCCCUUGGCCCUCCUGCUCACCUCCGUGCUCACCGCCCUGCUCACGCCCGCCCUUGCUCUGAUCGACGACUUUCCCGUCGUCACCACCGACCAGGGCUCCUCCAUUCUCGGAAGAAAGCUGACGAGCGCCGGGCUUCGGAGUGGCUCCUUGCCCAGGGACUACGCGGCCUUCUUCGGGGUGCCAUACGCCAAGGUGCCAGUUGGAAACAGAAGAUUCAAGCCGCCAGUUCCCGAGCCUCUUCCGUCCGUGGUGGACGCUAAAAUGCCAACGCCCGGCUGCCUGCAACUCAGCCGUCGACCCUUGGAGAUCACCGGAAGCGAGGACUGCCUCACUCUACAGAUAUUCACGCCAAACGUAAUAUAAAACUCAGCUUAAGUUAUGUGCUUUAAGAGCGGCCCAAACUGUUAAAACCCUACGAAGAAAAAUGCCUCAUCUUUCGGAAGUGCAAAAAAUUUGGCAUUUUGCUUCGUAAGGUUUUAACUGUGCACCAGAGUCGCUGCACCAUGCAUACUUUGAUUAAGGAAACACGCGAAGUGAAAAACUGCGCACAACUCUGAUUUACACUCAGCAAAUUAGAACAAGCUACAUAUUCGUGUCACAAGUAAGGGUAGGACUACUUGAGCUGAGGUAAUGCUGGAAACUGGCGUAAGAGAGAGUCUACGACAUGUCAACGGCACAAUACUAGCAGGGGCUCGCAACGCAGUGCUGAGGGCGGGGCCCAUGCGCAAGCACCGAAAGUCACCACCCGGACGGCGCAAACUGGCCGUUCAAACCGCUGCUCAGUGCUCCUCACUACAGACAGAUUUGCUAUUUUUAAAACACUUUGCCAUGCAAGAAUCGUUCCGGAAAGUGUAUAAAGCGUUGCGUCAGGUCACAAGGAUAUGGAAUCUAACAAGAUCACCUAUGUUUGGCGUAUUUUAUUUUGUAAAUUAAGAAAACUAUUUGCGAGUGCUGCGGAGAUCCUGACGCACUGCUCCAAUUCUUUCAGUAUAUCAGAUGAAAUAAACAGGGGUCCGUAACUUA